This is a messenger RNA of Callithrix jacchus (white-tufted-ear marmoset), 1220 nucleotides long. The record is from RefSeq and is a predicted model, not a curated record. Lineage: Eukaryota; Metazoa; Chordata; Mammalia; Primates; Cebidae.
GCAGGCGCUGAGGGGAGGCCGCGUGGGGCGAAGGCGGCGCUUGGCCGGUGGGUCCCGCUGCGGGAUUUUCCCGGGCGGCGAGAGCGAUUUGUCUGGGGGCGGGGGUGGGCGUCAAGCCCCUAAUUCUCUCCUUCGCCUCCUCCUUUCUCUUCAGUAGGGGACGCCCACUCCCCCGGAUGGGGAGUCUCACUGCAUUGCCCAGGCUACAGUGCAGUGGCAUGAUCUCGGCUCACUGCAACCUCCACCUCCUGGUUCAAGCGUUUCUCCUGCCUCAACCUCCUGAGUAGCUGGGAUUACAGGCACCUGCCACCACACUUGGCUAAUUUUUGUAUUUUUAGUAGAGAAGGAGUUUCACCAUGUUGGCCAGGCUGGUCUCGAACUCCUAACCUCGAGGAAUCCACCUGCCUUGGCCUCCCAAAGUGCUGGGAUUACAGGCAUGAGCCACCGUACCUGGCUGAUGUCAGUAUUCUUGAUGGAGCAAGAAUGAUUUAUUAGUUGUAAAAUAUUAAUAUUUAAAUUAAAGUUGCCACGUUUACUCUGUUGAAUAAGAGCAUGGGUUUAGGAAGGUGACAGCUGGGGUUCAGAUUUCAUCCUGUUCACUCCUAGUCUUGGGCAAGGAUUUAUCUUGGGAUCCCAUGGCUUUCUUUACUGGGCUCUGGGGCCCCUUCACCUUUGUAAGCAGAGCACUGAUCCAUCGCUGUUUCAGCACCACUGGGAGCCUGAGUGCGAUUCAGAAGAUGACGCGGGUACGAGUGGUGGACAACAGUGCCCUGGGGAACAGCCCAUACCAUCGGGCUCCUCGCUGCAUCCACGUCUAUAACAAGAAUGGGGUGGGCAAGGUCGGCGACCAGAUACUCCUGGCCAUCAGGGGACAAAAGAAAAAGGCGCUCAUUGUGGGGCAUCGCAUGCCUGGCCCCCGAAUGACCCCCAGGUUUGACUCCAACAAUGUGGUACUCAUUGAGGACAACGGGAACCCUGUGGGGACCCGAAUUAAAACACCUAUCCCCACCAGCCUGCGCAAGCGGGAAGGCGAAUAUUCCAAGGUGCUGGCCAUUGCCCAGAACUUCGUGUGAGUUGAGCCCAGGCCUCUGGUUGCAGGAGGGUUUGUGAAUGGUGCAGUUCCAAGAACUACACUUUUGCUAAGGGAGCUUGGGAACCACAUGGCUGCUCCCUUCACACUGGGUAACAGUGUCCUGUGAGAGAAUAAAUAUAUUAAUUUA